This is a messenger RNA of Symbiodinium sp. CCMP2592, 516 nucleotides long. NCBI's taxonomy places the organism in Eukaryota, Dinophyceae, Suessiales, Symbiodiniaceae. The record is from the annotation of a GenBank genome assembly.
AUGGCUUUCGAGGCGAGCCCUGACCCUGACAUGUCACUGGACGCUACCGCGAGGGAGGAUGGGCAGCAAAAACUCGGCAGCCCUUCGAGUCCGAGGAGUCAGCCAUUGGAGCCGGACAUCCUGCCCUGUUUGCUCCAGUACCUCCCAGCUCGCGCAAGGCGGACACUGUGCCGGCAAGAAUACCAUGCCGUCCAGAAAGAAGUCCAACCGAAACUGAGACAGGUCUGGGAGAGGCUGAGUGCGGAGGUGGACCGCUGCGAGGCUGAGUUCCAUCAUGCCUGUGGCUCAUGCACGCCGGAGCUGUGCUUUGGCUCCGUGUGCUUAGCCUUAGUGGCACGACAGCCCAGGUUGUGUCAGCUGGUCUUCCCUGUCAUAGGCAUAGCAGCAGGAGUAGUGAGUCUGAGUUGUGUGAUGCCAAGCUGCGUGAAAAGCGCUGUGGCGCGGAGACGGAUGCAGCUGUUUCCCGUGCAGCCCACUGCCCAAGUUCCUGAGAUGGGCAUGCUGGUGGGUGCCUGA